Messenger RNA from Paramacrobiotus metropolitanus, 2247 nucleotides. RefSeq names its product bifunctional coenzyme A synthase-like. The transcript is spliced from 4 exons. Gene Ontology annotation, biological process: coenzyme A biosynthetic process. The coding region runs from base 309 to 1883 and encodes 524 amino acids. Lineage: Eukaryota; Metazoa; Tardigrada; Eutardigrada; Parachela; Macrobiotidae. Gene Ontology annotation, molecular function: dephospho-CoA kinase activity; ATP binding. The record is from RefSeq and is a predicted model, not a curated record.
UAUGUACGAUCUGAAUGUAAAAGUAAAACUAAAAACUUCAACAAAAGUAAGUAAGUACUGUAAUUUUGUGAAUGGGAAUGUUGGAAAAGUACCGGGACUACGGCUGAAUUUUUAUCUGCGGCCUAAGCCUUGCUAGACUACCAGUACUGAGUACUGUACGCUGCUAGCACGAUUGUCGUAUCUAUACUCGUAUUUUUAUUUAAUCUAUUUACGUUAGCAAGAUAGCAACCUAACCGUUCCUGACGUUUUUCAUUUUGCUAGUACGUCAUCAUAAAUUAUAAUGUUUGUGGUUUACUGAUUAUGAGUCAAUGGUCAUUUGGUUAACGAAGAUGAAGAACGGGCUGCUUUAUAUUGGGGAAUCAUUUUUACACAAUCCAAGAUCUUUCCUUGGUGUGCUGCAGUCCUGCGCUCAGCAUGUGUCUGACGUCCUUUACGUAUUCCUCCAUCCUGAUGCUGGACACCAGCAGUCCUCAAAGCUCACCAGCACGUUAUUCGACAAUAUUUCGCGUUUGUACAUUCAGUCGUUUGUCGCCAAACCCGACUGGGAUGUGCGCAUUCUUCUCCUGCAUUUGAAGAGAUCCGGCACACUGGAAACACUGUAUCCCAAUCUGUCGCACACGCUACAAGUGGAUACGGUACUGACAGACGGCACAGCUCCUCUUCCUCGCAUUUUGCAUGGUCUAGGUUCCGUUUCCCUGUCAAAUAAUAUUCAUUAUUUAUCUAGUCCCCGUGAUGAGGAGUCAGUUGGUAGGAGUGAGAGCGGUUCGGAGGCCUGGCAGACGUAUGAUGAAGUAGUGAUCGGAGGCACUUUCGAUCACAUUCACGCUGGCCACAAGGUUCUUCUGACUAAUGCCAUUUUGCGAUGUCAGAAGAGGCUGACGAUUGGAUUGACGGUACAGGAGAUGCUGCAGAAGAAACGAUUAGCGGAUCUCAUCCAACCGAUCGAACAGCGGAAGGAGAUCUUGCACAAGUUCUGCUCGGAUAUUGAUCCGAGUUUGGAGUACAAUAUUCAGCCUAUCCAUGAUCCGUUCGGGCCGUCCACGGUGGAUCCUACAUUGCAAGCCGUUGUGGCCAGCGAGGAAACCAAGGAUGGAGCUUUGGCUAUAAAUGUGGAACGUGCGAAGAAGGGUCUUAGUCAGUUGGCCGUGCACAUAUUUCCCCUUCACGACGUGGCUGUGACCGGUAAACAAGAGGGUGUGCGUUCUAUGAGCUCCAGUUGGUCUCGUCAGCAGAUGCUGGGGAAGGUUUUGAAACCUCCUUCGCCACAUCCGGAAUUACCGCGGCGUCCCUAUUUGAUCGGGUUAACGGGUGGUAGUGGCAGCGGUAAAUCUAGUAUCGGCAAAUACCUGGCUCAGAAACCCGGCGUUCUGUAUGUGGACUGCGACAAAUUGGCACACGAGGCGUACAAGAAGGGAAGGCCGCUACACGCGCGCCUAGUAGCGGAAUACGGCACAGAUAUUGUUGAUCCGACCAGUGGGGAAAUUGUCCGCCGUAAACUGGGCAGUAUUGUCUUCAGCGACGAGGCCGCCCGACAUAAAUUGAACAGUCUAGUGUGGCCAGCGGUGAUGGAUUACUGUGUGGAAACCGUCCGUCGAGCCAGUCCGGAUGUCGCGGUGUUUGAUGCAGCAUUGUUGAUUGAAGCUGGUUGGGGAAAGAGUCUACACGAGAUUUGGGUCACUUUCGUACCUGAAGAAGAGGCUAUGCGGCGAAUAAUGGAGCGCGAUGGCAUUGACGAAACUGCAGCGAAAAACCGCCUGAAAACCCAGAUGUCAAACCGGGACCGAAUAGAGCAAGCCAACGUAGUGUUUUGCUCACUGUGGGAGUAUUCUGUGACGCGACAGCAGGUUGAUGAUGCAUGGAAUGGUUUACUGAAAAGGAUUUAAAUAUGCAGAGUACUUCGAUAAAGGAGGAAACCUGUGGUGUGCGUUACGUUAGCGCUUGACUCUUGGUGACCGUAAUUUGAUCAUUGCAUUUUUCUUUGCCAUACUGCCGCAAUAUGCCUUUUCGGAGGGAUUAUACAGUGCUUUAAAUAUGUUUGAAUGGCGAUAAAAACGAUCAGCUCGAGCGUAUCACGGUAGUUAAACGCUGUGCGCUGCACUUUUUCUAUGGGUGGGAAAUAAUACGGUGGAGAAAGCGGCAGCUAUCCGGUGUCUCUAAUGUUGUACAAUAUCACUUGACAAAAAGCCAUAAUGAUAAAGUAAACGUUAUGAUUAUGGGUGCUUAUGGAGUGCGGUUAUUUUUACAAUA